Messenger RNA from Artibeus jamaicensis (Jamaican fruit-eating bat), 1127 nucleotides. It is a transcript of the gene RNASEH2C, whose product is annotated as ribonuclease H2 subunit C. Gene Ontology annotation, cellular component: ribonuclease H2 complex. Gene Ontology annotation, biological process: RNA catabolic process. Lineage: Eukaryota; Metazoa; Chordata; Mammalia; Chiroptera; Phyllostomidae. The transcript has 4 exons. The coding region runs from base 110 to 694 and encodes 194 amino acids. The record is from RefSeq and is a predicted model, not a curated record.
CUUCCCAGGAGGCUUUGAGAUGCCUGUCCCAGGGCGUUCCAACAGACUUCGCGCGCUUUACGCAUCAAAUUUUGGGCUCAGCCCGCGAGGCACCGGAUAGCAGCAGAAGAUGGAGAGCAGGGACGAGGAAGAUGUUGAGAAGCGCCGAGUCCACCUUCGCCCCGACACUCUACGCAGCGCCACCCCUGCCACGCUGCACCUUCUACCCUGUGGUAUCCCGGUUAACCGGCCCGCCCCCGUGGGGAACUUCUUCACCCCAGCCAUCCGUCAGGGUCCCGAAGGACUCGAAGUGUCGUUUCGGGGCCGCAGUCUGCGGGGAGAGGAGGUGGAGGUGCCGCCCGGCCUCGUGGGAUAUGUGAUGGAGAUGGAAGAGAAGGAAGAGGUGUUGGUGGGGAAGCAGGACUUCCAGCAGGGGUCAGACAAUGACGAACACGAGCCGGAGCUGCUGGAACCCCCGGAGGCGGCCCUGGAGCGAGACUUCGACCGCGUUAUCAGAGCCUCAGGCAGUUUCAGCCACUUCACCGUGUGGGGCCUGGAGACCGUCCCUGGCCCUGAUGCCAAAGUGCGUGCGGCCCUAACUUGGCCCAGCCUCGCCGCAGCGGCAAGCUUCAUUUGUCCGCCGAGCCCUCGGAUGUCUCCACUGGUGGAAACCCUUCCUCACCCGCAGUCAGAACUGCUUCACGUUGCGCCAUAGCCUGUUUGCUUUCCUCCCUUUGGUGGAUCUGUAUCAGCCAGUCUUGCCCUCUUGCCUAAUCUAGUAACUUGCACCAAGUAACUCCAUAAGAUGGACAGAGGCUGGUGCUUUGGAGAGGAAGCGUGGGAGAGGAUGAGGACACACGGGGUCCCCACUUACUCUUGCUGGGCCUAUAGUGUGUGUUGACGGAUCAGUGGGACACCCCACGGGCCUCCUCAGCUGUGGGGACUCCCGGCCCCUCCUCAGUGCCUCCCCUAACACCCACACGCCCUGUCUGCCAAACUGAGCACCCUUGGUGGCCCUGCCUGCAUCCCCUCUCCAUGGAGUCUGAGCUCUAAGAUUCAUUAAACAUCUUCGUGCUUUACCAGGCUGAGGAAGAUGGGACCCCAUUUUGGCACUGUUCUACCAAUAAAAUUUCUCAAAUGGACUAUGA